UGGUGGCUGUCAAGUAAACGUGCUUCAAACAAAUAUUACUCAUUUCAGGUUCCACGUAGUUUACUAUCAAGAUGUCUGAAAAUAUUCAAAUUAUAUCAAACAGCUCUGUCAGAGUGUUAAUUACAUCUGUAGCCAACCAGUUCGGCGUGGAAAGGAGGUUCCCGAAAGACAUAACAAUCGCAGACUUCAAGAUGAAGUUAGUUUUAUUGACUGGAGGUGGACAAGCAACAAUGAAACUGCAAUUAUUUGGGAAAGAUAAUAAAUUAAUGUGUGUUAUGGAUGAUGAUUCAGCCCUACUUGGUUCGUAUCCUGUAGAUGAUGAUAUGAGAAUACAUGUAGAAGAUAAAACUAUUCAACUAGGAGAAUUUGAAGAUGUAUCAAAAGUAGAGAAAUAUGAAAUGAAUGAAGAUGAAUAUGAAAAACGAACAGAUUCUGUAAGGGCAUUUAAGGAAAGAAAUAAAAUGGGUAGAUUUAAUCCUGAAUUACAGAAAUUAAAAGCAGAUGAAAAACAACAAAAAGAUUUAUUAGAGAAGGAAAAAGCUGAAAGUAUGAAAAUAGGAGACAGAUGUGAAGUAAGAGCAUAUACAAAAGACAGAUAUAGACAUAGAAAAUGAAAUUCCUAGUUUGAGGUAUUUUUGAUGGAAUUAUGUGAUUUCGUACAUUUUAAGUACUUCUGAUGACUAUUUGGAUAUAUUCAAAACCCAAAUCAACUCCCGAAAAUGGUGAACCUUUCCCUUUAACAUCUAUUUAUUUAUUCUUCAUGAAUCUAGAAGAAAUUAGAUCCUUGACGAUAUGAUGGAAAAUUAAAAAAAAUCACAUUGAAACAAACUAGAAUGUAUUUUCUUCAUGAUUUAAGAGAAUGAGAGCUGCUUCAGCUUUGUUUGGCUGGUGUUGUAUUAAAUAAUAUAAUAUCAGAAGUAAGUUGAAAGUGGUAGCAAUAUUUGCUAUGUUGUGAUGGAAAUAUUUAGUGUCUGCCAUAAGUUCAUGCUUUUCGAUCUGAUACAUUGAGAUUUGUAAUUUGAUUUUAAAAGUUAUGUUUCUUGAGACAUCAACUUUUAUUCUCUUUAGAAAUAUAAUUAUGUUCUUCAAUCACAUGUUAUAUGACAUCAUCACUCAUUCUAUGUAAUAAUGCUUAUUGUUCAUUAUUUGUUGCUCUGGUUUGAAUAUUUAAUUUGUAUAUGAAACUUAUUUUUCUUACUUACAAUUAUUUAUUUAUUGACUUAAUAGGCCAUUAUUUAUCAUUAUAUUUAUGUGGUCGAUUAUAACUGAUUUAUUUUAUAAUGUUAAAAUGUAUUUUUAUUUCGAAUCUCUCAUUAUUGUUUUGAACUUUGAUGUAAAGUCCAAAGCAUGAUGACUGCUUCUGGCCCCUAAUUACUAUUUUUGACUGAUUUGUGUAUGAAACAACCUUUCCAACAAACUUUCUGAGAGUUUCAAGAAGGCUAGGAGGUUUUUACUAGAUUUUUACCUCAAUUUUGACAAAACCUCCAUAAAUUUAGUAUCAUUGAAUUUAUACAAGAUGGGAAAUUGAAAAGUCAAGGACACUUCAUCAAUAAUAGUGAAGUCAGCAUAUAUAAUGUUAUAAUUUCUAUUAUUUUAAUUCAAUGCCAUUCUCUACUUAUUUGUGAAUAUUUCAAGGCAGAUAUAAUGGUUUAAACUGGGAAUUCAUACAGAAAACCAGACAUGUCAAUUAUAAUAUACAGCUAGCAUCAAUAACUUGCUUAAUUCAUUUAUUGUUGCAAUACUUGUAAUGGUGAAUAUUUUUUAUCUUUAAUAUUGAUUAAAAUUGAUACAGAU
Lottia gigantea (owl limpet) is the source of this 1794-nucleotide messenger RNA. RefSeq lists its product as hypothetical. NCBI's taxonomy places the organism in Eukaryota, Metazoa, Mollusca, Gastropoda, Lottiidae. Gene Ontology annotation, biological process: tubulin complex assembly; post-chaperonin tubulin folding pathway. The annotation marks the transcript as partial. The transcript is spliced from 6 exons. The record is from RefSeq and is a predicted model, not a curated record. Gene Ontology annotation, molecular function: alpha-tubulin binding.